UUCUCCAUGAAUGACCUAAAUGAUCCCCCAAAUUGGAAUAUCAGACCUAACUCCAGAGCUGAUGGGGGUGAUGGAAGCAGGUGGAAUUACGCCCUGUUGGUCCCUAUGCUGGGAUUGGCAGCUUUCCGUUGGAUUUGGUCUAGGGAGUCCCAAAAAGAAAUAGAAAAAGAGAGAGAAGCAUACCGUCAGAGAACCACUGCUUUCCAGCGGGAUCUUGAAGCCAAGUACCAUGCUAUGAUCUCAGAAAAUCGGCGUGCAGUUGCUCAGUUGUCUUUGGAACUAGAGAAAGAACAAAACAGAACGACUAGUUAUCGAGAAGCCCUUAUUUCUCAGGGGCGCAAGUUGGUAGAAGAAAAGAAACUUCUGGAGCAAGAACGGGCUCAGGUAAUGCAAGAAAAAAGACAGAUGCAAUCUUUGAGAGGUGUGUAUAUGAGCUACCUAGAGAAGGAAGAAGACUGGCAAAGGAGAGCCAGGCUUUUGCUGAAAGAGUUUGAAGCUGCUCUCACAGAAAGACAGAAUAUCUACUGCAGCUUGAUUCUUCCUCGCAACAAGCGACUAGAAAUAGAGAAAAACUUACUGGUACGAGCGUCCGUUGACCCAGUUGCUGCUGACCUAGAGAUGGUAGCUGGUCUAACUGACAUCUUUAAACACGAUACAUACUGCAGUGAUGUCUGGAAUACCAACAAGCGCCAAAAUGGGAGGCUCAUGUGGCUGUAUCUCAGAUACUGGGAGCUAAUUGUCGAACUCAAAAAGUUUAAGCGAGUAGAGAAAGCCAUACUAGAAAAGUGAGACAAGAAUAAGAGAAAACUUUUC
Tupaia belangeri chinensis (Chinese tree shrew) is the source of this 813-nucleotide messenger RNA. It is a transcript of the gene CCDC127, whose product is annotated as coiled-coil domain containing 127. The transcript is spliced from 2 exons. The record is from RefSeq and is a predicted model, not a curated record. Lineage: Eukaryota; Metazoa; Chordata; Mammalia; Scandentia; Tupaiidae. The coding region runs from base 7 to 789 and encodes 260 amino acids.